AGUUGGGCAUUGGGUGUGGGUCAGCAUGCAUGUCCAGGAACUGCUCUUCGUCGCCGCCAUCCUAAUGCCCCAAUGCCUGAGGGCAUUGCGAUAUAGCCAGGGCACUGGCGACGAGAACUGCGAGACCCUCAAGUCGGAGAUCCACUUGAUCAAGGAGGAGUUCGACGAGCUGGGCAGGAUGCAGAGGACCUGCAAUGCCGACGUCAUCGUCAACAAAUGCGAGGGAUUGUGCAACAGUCAGGUGCAGCCAUCGGUGAUAACGCCCACGGGGUUUCUGAAAGAGUGCUACUGCUGCCGCGAAAGCUUCCUCAAGGAAAAGGUCAUCACUCUGACCCACUGCUAUGACCCGGACGGCACCCGGUUGACCUCUCCGGAAAUGGGCAGCAUGGACAUACGCCUACGGGAGCCCACCGAGUGCAAGUGCUUCAAAUGUGGCGAUUUCACACGUUAAUGCCUCAAUAUGCUAGAUAUAUGUUUUCAGCCAAAUUUGUUUCAGUUGGAGAGUGUAAUUUAGAGAUAUAUUUCCAAAUGAACCCCGCAACUUUGAACCUUGUAUAUUCCUGAAUAUUUCGUACACACUCUUCAGUAAAAUAAGUAAAAUCCACGUUUUUUCAGUUUCAUAAACAUUUUUGUCAAUGUCUAUUCUAAAAUGAGGAA
Messenger RNA from Drosophila erecta, 657 nucleotides. It is a transcript of the gene Pburs, whose product is annotated as partner of bursicon. Gene Ontology annotation, molecular function: G protein-coupled receptor binding; neuropeptide hormone activity. Gene Ontology annotation, biological process: G protein-coupled receptor signaling pathway. The record is from RefSeq and is a predicted model, not a curated record. Gene Ontology annotation, cellular component: bursicon neuropeptide hormone complex; extracellular region. The transcript is spliced from 2 exons. Bases 26 to 451 code for a protein of 141 amino acids. NCBI's taxonomy places the organism in Eukaryota, Metazoa, Arthropoda, Insecta, Diptera, Drosophilidae.